Messenger RNA from Doryrhamphus excisus (bluestripe pipefish), 2681 nucleotides. It is a transcript of the gene wdr43, whose product is annotated as WD repeat domain 43. Gene Ontology annotation, cellular component: nucleolus. The record is from RefSeq and is a predicted model, not a curated record. Gene Ontology annotation, molecular function: protein binding. Gene Ontology annotation, biological process: maturation of SSU-rRNA from tricistronic rRNA transcript (SSU-rRNA, 5.8S rRNA, LSU-rRNA). Lineage: Eukaryota; Metazoa; Chordata; Actinopteri; Syngnathiformes; Syngnathidae.
GCGCAUGUGCACAAUCUUCCACACGUGGUUCGCGUAAACCACGCACGCAGACGCAAGCAACUCUUCAGAAAUGGCGGCUGUAGGUGGCAGCGCUUCGCUGCAGCUACCGUGCGUCUUUUCACCAAAAUCACGACAGUACCUGGCAGUGUGUGCUCAGGACGGCAGACUUCGAAUUUGGAACACAGACAGUAAAACACUUCACCAAGAAUACGUGCCUUCAGCUCAUUUGAGUGCCACUUGUACAUGCAUACAUUGGGGACCAUGCCGGACAGUCAAGGAGGGGCCUCAGAGGAAGAAGAGGAAAUCCGAGGCAGGGCAGCUGGAGGAGAAGGCAGACCUCUUGGCGAUGGGCACAGCAGCAGGCACAGUGCUGAUUUACAGUACAGCUAGGGGAGCGCUGCACUGCACCUUGGAUGGAGGUCAUAGUAGAGGAGUGAAUUGUGUCCAUUGGCAUCCUGAAGAGAGUUUAUUUUAUAGUGGCUCAGAUGAUACAAAUAUUGUGGAAUGGGACCUGCAGACAGGCAAGACACGGAGUAAAUGGAAGGCAGACCGUGCCGCAGUGACCAGUUUGUGCGUCAGCCCAGAUGGUAAACUGCUGCUUUCUGCUGGACAAAUCAUCAAGAUGUGGGACUUGGGCACAAAAGAGGUUUACAGAAAAUUCACUGGCCACUCCACAGCCGUGACAACCCUGCGCUUUGCCACAACACGGCCCCCUGACACCAACGGCCUCUAUUUUCUGUCUGGUGCCGCUGGCGAUCGACUGCUCAGUGUAUGGCAAGUACGUGAGGAUGGAAAGGACAAGAACUCUGUAGUGUCGUUCACACUCACAGACGAACCUAAACACAUUGAUGUUGUCACAUCUAAAAGCAAGGAAGAGGCGGUACGGCUUGCAGUGGUGUGUAAAGAUGGACAGCUGCAUCUUUUUGAGCACUUCCUAAAUGGUCACUGUAAGAAGCCUCUCUCAGCUUCGUGCACAGUGCAGAUGUCAGACAACCAAGACUCCCCAAUGCCAAUCCCCCUCCUUGCGGCUACCUUGGGUCCUGAUUCACGGACUGUGAUGCUCGCUUACGGCAACUACCUACAGCCUGUAAUGGAGAGAGUGAAUAUUGACACCGCAGAAAGACACGUCUGUUUGAGCCGAAAUAUUCAGACUGCACUGUCCCUUCCCAUUGCAUCCACUGUUUCUAAGGUGAAAACUCCGAUUGUCAAUGACAAGAGCAAAGUUCUGGUCCCAGGGCUUCCUGGUCAUCAAGCUCCAGUUAAGGGAACUUCACUGUCAUCGGAGAAAAGAAAAAAAGACUCAGACACGAAAGAGAUGUCAAUUGCAGAACGGCUUGGCGAAAUUGAUCUACAGUCUGCAGCCUCCACUGUGAAAGGAGCUGCAAAGGGGAUGCCCUCUUUACAGACGGACAAUUUUGCAGUGUUGCUGGUGCAGGGCCUUGAGAGCAGUGACGGCAACAUCUUAAGUAAAGUUUUUCAGACACAUAAAGACAUGGUGAUAAAGAAAACAGUUGCCCGGUUACCCCUGCCAGCUGUUCUACCACUGGUAGAAGAGAUCACCAGAAGGCUCCAAGGUCACCCAUUUACGGCAGUUGUAAUGGUCCGGUGGCUCAAAGCAGUGCUCAUGUACCACACAUCAUACCUGUCAUCGCUGCCUAACCUGGUUUCCCAACUCGGACUGCUUUAUCACCUGAUUGAGAGCAGAGUGAAGAUGUUCCACAAGCUGACCAAGCUACAUGGAAAACUAUACCUCCUUGUUACACAGGUGGCGACAAGCACCAGCAGCAACAAGGUAUCUGAAGUUGACCACACUGCCAAGUUGGUGUAUGAAGAGGAAUCUUCCGAUGAAGAUGAGGCGUCUGGGGAUGAAGGCCUUCCCGAUGAGGACUCUGAUAACUGGGAGGAAGAGGUGGAGGAUCACAAGGAAGAGCAAAUUGACGAGGGUGAGGAGAAUCCCAAGAGCAGGGGAGGUUCUAAAGCCAACAGGGAGGAAGACAUGGAGAAUGGAAAUGAGAGUGAAGAAGAAUGAGAACAAGUCAUACACAAAAUGGACCUGAAAGAGUUAUAUAUGCUUUCAUUUUAUUUUCUUGCCUUUGAUUUUAUUAUAUGAACAAGAUAUGGUUUUACAAAAUCAAGGGAUGUAUUGGAAUUACAGCAGUUUGGCCUCAGCCUCGCCAGCCGUUCUACCAUCGACGGUGAACGUGUGCUCCUGGUCUUUCUCAGGCUGAGGAAGAGACUGAUCCUGAGCCGGAAGGGGGCAACUGAUUCUGUGACAUUAAAAUCAAGGUGCCAGUUGUAGUCUGUGUCCCAGAUCUCAAUGGCCUGAUGAGUUUACAUUUGAAAGGACUGGGGGAAAGAAAAAUCCCCCACCGCCCCACAGGGUAGUCUAUUUCAAAUGUUCUGUCAUCUGUUUAAUAUACAAUAUUCUGCUGUGCAGUAGACUUGUUGGCGCCUUCCAAUUGGUUGACUGACUACUCCAUGUAGACUAAAUUGCACACGAUUUUUGGGGCCGGGAUGUUGUACAGAAUACUACACAUUCCAGAGGUGGACUUGCUAAGUAAGACCAUACAUCGUGUCCCUACACACAAUGUAAAUUUCUAUGUACAGUGAAGUGUUUGUACAAGCUCUUCCCUCUACAACUAUUCCCCUUGAAGUUCUUGGGAUUAAACAAUCUCUUGUAA